AAGAAAAAAACAUUCAACAUUUAAAACAUCAACAAACCCAAACAUCAAUCCACACACAAAACAAGACUUGAUACAUUAUCAGUUUGUAUCAAGAAUCAAGAUCAAGAAUCAAGAUCAAGAACCAAGAAUUAAGAACCAAGAAUCAAGAAACAAGAAUCAAGAACCAAGAAUGGAGGAUUCAGGGCGUAAAGGAGAUCCAUUUCCAGGUUUUGAGAUGAGAGUUCACAACGACGAUUGCGUUUUCCGGCGAUCUCUUAGCUGCCGGCUUCAGAGAAGAGCUCCUUGUCCUCUUCUCUUACCACCAAGACCUCCUCCUUCUGCGGAGGCUCCUUCUACUACGACCAACGUUUCUGCGUCUACGUUUUGUCAAAACGGCACAGAUCCGAUCCCUCUCUUGUCUCCUCUCGUUCUUCCUUCAAUGCUUCAACCUAAUCCAACCACCACCUCUCACUAAUUCUUUUUUCUCUUUCCAUUUUUUAGGUUCCUUCUUCUUUCUUCUGUAAUGACUAUUUUGGAACUUUUUUUAAUUGAAAUUUUCAACAUAUUAACGUAGAUUCAAAUCUGUUAUUGUCUCUAUACAAAUUUCACAAAGAUCGUCUUCUCUCAAUAUUAGACUGAAGAUUUUAUUUUGUUAACACAUCAUUUAUAUUUUGUACAAAA
Messenger RNA from Arabidopsis lyrata subsp. lyrata, 660 nucleotides. RefSeq lists its product as uncharacterized. The record is from RefSeq and is a predicted model, not a curated record. The transcript has a single exon. Lineage: Eukaryota; Viridiplantae; Streptophyta; Magnoliopsida; Brassicales; Brassicaceae. Bases 170 to 454 code for a protein of 94 amino acids.